Thlaspi arvense is the source of this 3103-nucleotide messenger RNA. The record is from the annotation of a GenBank genome assembly. Lineage: Eukaryota; Viridiplantae; Streptophyta; Magnoliopsida; Brassicales; Brassicaceae.
AAUAUGCCCACCCUAGAGAUAUAAUUAUUGGUUCUAGGAACUCGGAAGUCGGCAUCUCCCACUCGAAGCCGACCUCUUCACGGUUCCUUUCUUCCACGUUUUCAUUCGUUUCCCUCUUUGGCAAGUCUCUCUUCUCCUCCUCUCUUCAUUUGCACUUCACAGUUUCUACUCUUAGUACAAAAGCUUAUCCUCGUUUAGUUCCCCCACCAUUUUUUUUGUUGUUUCUCAAUUCCACAAUCUCCUCACCGUACCCAAUUCUCUCGACGGGGAGAUUCUGAAAUUGAGUGUUUCGGAGUUGGUUUCGCUGCCGUAAUUGGAUCUGAUCGGAUCGAAUUCUCGAUUGUUUGUUUUGACCCGGAUUGAUAAAAAAAUGGAGAAGCACGAGGACGGCGUUUGCGCGGCGGAAUCUGUCGACGGGAGCCUUGAUGUUUGGAGUUGUAAGAAUUCCGAUUCUUCUUCCGCCGAUCACCUCGUUGUUAUGGUCCAUGGAAUCUUGGGAAGUACGGACGAUUGGAAAUUCGGAGCAGAACAGUUCGUAAAAAUGUUGCCAGACAAAGUAUUUGUUCACUGUAGUGAGAAAAAUGCGUCUGCGCUUACUCUAGAUGGUGUGGAUGUAAUGGGUGAACGUCUUGCAUCUGAGGUCCUUGAAAUUAUUCAAACAAGGCCAAAUAUCCGUAAAAUCUCCUUUGUUGCACAUUCUUUGGGAGGGCUUGCAGCGAGAUAUGCAAUUGGGAAGCUGUACAAGCCAGCUAAUAAGGAAGAUAUGAAAGACUCGUCAAGGGACAGUAGUGAAGGGAUUUCCGAAGGCACGAUAUGUGGCCUCGAGGCUAUGAACUUCAUCACUGUAGCUACACCACAUUUGGGAUCAAUGGGUAAUAGACAGGUUCCGUUUCUCUUUGGUGUUUCUUCCUUUGAGAAAGUUGCAGGUCUGAUUAUUCACUGGAUAUUUAAAAAAACGGGCCGUCACCUUUUCUUGAAAGAUGAAGAAGAGGGAAAACCACCCCUGCUUCGACGCAUGGUGGAAGAUACCGGUGAUUGUCAUUUCAUAUCUGCACUGCGUGCCUUCAAAAGGCGGGUGGUUUAUUCAAAUGUGGGCCAUGAUCACAUCGUUGGUUGGAGGACGGCAUCUAUUAGACGUGACAGUGAAUUGCCUAAGUGGGAAGAUUCUCUGAAUGAGAAGUAUCCUCAUAUUGUUUACGAAGAACUCUGCAAGUCAUGUGAUCCUGAGGAUAUACCAGAAGGAGAGAAUCAUUCAAACGACAUAGAAGAAGAAAUGAUCAAAGGCCUCUCCUCUGUCUCAUGGGAAAAAGUUGAUGUUAGCUUUCACAGUAGCAGGCAGAGAUUCGCUGCCCAUAGUGUUAUACAGGUUAAAGACAAAAGUAUGCAUAUAGAAGGAGCAGAUGUCAUAGAGCAUAUCAUCGAUCAUUUCCAUGCCUAAAUCAUGGAAAAUUUCAUCUCCCAUGAGUCCAGGGCAUGAAGAUUAAGGACUCAAAGGUAGCAAGACGUCGAUUAUGAUCAAUUCACUUGAUACAUGAUGUUAGCAACAAUGGAAACGUUGUUCAAUUUAAUUGUAUCAUGUAUUCAUGGAUAUUAUGCUAUGGAAAGUAUAAAUAGCGUACUUAAAACGGAAGUUUUGUGCCUAUAUAUUCGUUCUACUUAGAUCAAUUCCUACGUAGUUGGCGUUGUCACUUGGUAAUCAACGUCUUAACAGUCAGGGUGAAGCACUAAACAAUACGCUCUCAUAUUCAGUAUUCCCCUCUGUUUCCUAUCAUUUGGUGACUCGGAAUAGUCAAGAGACUCUGGUGGAGCAGGCAAAAAAAGGAAUGGAUUAGAUUUGUUUAUCUAUGUCUUCGGCGUUUUCUAUUUGCAGUGAAGACAUUGAUAAUGAUCUGGCAAAGACAGGACCCAUUUGGCCAUGGAAUUGUCUGAUCAGUUCUUACAAAGUGAUAUCUUAUCAUUUACUUCUCUUGAAGGUAGGUCCACCUUCGCUUGAUGUCGGCAUGUUGAAGCAAGGUGCAUCUGCAUGUGGGUAUCUGUUCUUUUAGACGAACAACACAAGUCUUGGAUUCGUGACCAUCGUAUUGCUCAAAGGACUCAUAAAUAUGGUCUUAAGCUUACUUAACCACGAGUUGAGACUUGAGAGUGUCCAAGAGAUGGAUAAGGAGAUAACGGAGGCACAGAGAAUAGUCCCAUCCCUUUACCGUCUACUCCGUCCCAAAACCCCAUCCAGCUUGACGGCGUUAACGGACAAGCCUCACCCUGAGUUUCCGUCUCUUCCCUUUUCACAGCUUUAUGACUGCUCAGGUUUCUCCCAUGGCUUUCAUCCUCAGUUACUUGUCUCUUCCUCUUAGCUUUCAAAGACACAGUCUUGUUGUCAUCAGAGUCCUCGUGCUUGCCUGCUUCGAGUGGGAAGUUAAGAAUGGCUUUACUUCCUCGUAGUUUAAAAGCAGCUCUGUCGUAACCUCUUGCAGCUUCCAUGGCUGUGUCAAAAGUACCUAACCAGACACGAACACCUUUCUUGUUUGGGUCUCUAAUCUCAGCCGCAUACUUACCCCACGGUCUUCGCCUCACGCCUCUGUAAUGCCUUUGAUCAUCCUCUUGAGCCACCGGUGCAGUAGUUGGAACUGCAAUAGUGGCAGGAGGUGGCUUGCGUUGGCUUAGAGUGGAAGUGGUGCAGCGUUGGAUGUUUGAGACGAAUGAAUCUAAGGUAGGAAAAUCGGUAAGGAGGUGUAGAGUUAUGAGAUCUAAAGCUGAUUGGUCUUGUUCUUGUUGUUGUGAAGAAGAAGAAGCCAUAGAUGAAAAUUGGAGUCUGGUUUCUAUUUGAUUGUUUGUUGGACUUUGGGGUUUUGAGAUUGAGAGAGGUUUAUAUAAAAGAGGGGAAGUGAGACUGAGAGGUUUCGUGGUUAGCUUCUUGGGUUCGUGAGAGGAAGUAUCCUUUUCGUCCUUUUCAAUAUUCUCUUUUGACUUGUUUAGUUUUACUGUUGUCUUGGAGUGUGGCAAGUGGGACUAUCUAAAUUAUUAUUUUAAUUUUUAAGAUAAGUGAUGUGAUUUUUUUUAAUUUGUCUUUUGUCGUGAUGGCCCAUGGUUAAAGCUAGUAUCUAUU